UGGUCUUCUAUUUCGAUAUUCCAUAUUUCAACAUACUGUUUUCUUUUUCGAUCUUUUAGAAAAACAUUGAAAUUUAUUAUUCCAAUAUGAAUUUCUUACAUAAAAUGUUUUAAACUAUAUAGAAAAAUUCAUUUAUAUAGGUUGAGGAAAAAUAUUUAGCUAAACUGAUCGUAGAAGAAGUCAUAAGAGUGGGUCUCCAUAUACAAUAAAUACAGAAAAGUUAUUAGCAAUAAGAUAAUAAAUAUGAGUUAGAUACGUAAUUAAAGUCUAACGGCAACAAAUAUAUUUUUUCCCUCCUGAAAAAAAAAAAGCGCACAUGGAGAUUGGAAACGUAAAGGCAGAUGUCAAUUUGGUGCUUAACUUGCGAGAAGCAGAAAGGCAUCGGCGAUAUUUUGAUUGCUUUAUCAACGAGAAAUUAUUAUAUCGUAAAUUUAUAGGUAUGUCGGAGACGAGCUUGAAAGAGGAUGAGGUAACGUUAGGUGGGGUUAAAGAGACGAUAGAAGAAGAAUGUUCAGACAAUAAACAUGUGUUGGAAAUUUGUCGGAAAAGGAAGAGAUCAGAUGAAGAAGAAGAAGAAGUUGUGGAGGAAGAGAAUGAUGGAUUCAAGACACCGACUCGUCCCGAGAAUAGAAUCCCUAAGGUCACAGAAUGUCCACCGGCGCCGAGGAAAGGGGAAUAUUUAUAUUUGUCGGGGAUGCUUAGAGGUAAAACAAUGUACUGCCGGAGACGGUUGAGUUUCUCGCCGGAAGAUGACGUGAGCUCGUUUAUAACGGAUUUGCGGUGGAGGACGACGACAAUGACGAUCAAGAAAUAAGAUUAAGGAGAGUGAAAUAUAUUAAACUUUUAGUUCUUAUGAUUUUUAUUUUUCUGGCCGUUUUUAGGUCACGUUUGGAAAAUAUCCGAACGUUUUUUUUUUCGAAAAUACACAAAAGAAACAUACUUGAUUAGUUUGUGAUUUUGUUUUUAAGAGUUUCAGAUCAUAUAGAGAUUUUCUUUUCGAGAUGA
Messenger RNA from Arabidopsis lyrata subsp. lyrata, 1005 nucleotides. Its product is annotated as cyclin-dependent protein kinase inhibitor SMR12. The record is from RefSeq and is a predicted model, not a curated record. Bases 317 to 814 code for a protein of 165 amino acids. Lineage: Eukaryota; Viridiplantae; Streptophyta; Magnoliopsida; Brassicales; Brassicaceae. Gene Ontology annotation, biological process: regulation of DNA endoreduplication. The transcript has 2 exons.